Messenger RNA from Toxoplasma gondii ME49, 2547 nucleotides. RefSeq names its product rhoptry protein ROP7 (gene ROP7). NCBI's taxonomy places the organism in Eukaryota, Apicomplexa, Conoidasida, Eucoccidiorida, Sarcocystidae. The record is from RefSeq and is a predicted model, not a curated record. Gene Ontology annotation, biological process: protein phosphorylation. The coding region runs from base 167 to 1894 and encodes 575 amino acids. The transcript has a single exon. Gene Ontology annotation, molecular function: ATP binding; protein kinase activity.
CUGCGGCACCGUCCAUGACUGCGCACAGCAUCCCGGGAGUAUGGUGAUUGUGUCAGUGUUGUUUCUUUUGAAGGCACUUCAGAUGUGUACUUCAGAAUGUUGUUACGAUAAUUGCGGAUGCAGCUGCCACCUCUGAACGGUUGAUUUGUUUGUGAGUCCUCCCAACAUGGGGCACCCUACCUCUUUCGGACAGCCGUCGUGUCUUGUCUGGCUAGCUGCGGCAUUCCUUGUUCUGGGGCUUUGCCUCGUCCAGCAAGGCGCUGGCAUACAGCGGCCUCACCAGUGGAAGAGCUCGGAAGCCGCUUUGAGUGUCAGUCCGGCGGGAGACAUCGUGGACAAGUAUUCUCAUGAUUCCACUGAAGGAGAGAACACUGUCUCAGAGGGGGAAGCUGAGGGCAGUCGGGGGGGUUCAUGGCUGGAGCAGGAGGGGGUUGAAUUAAGGCCGCCUUUACUGGACAGCCAGACAGGAACCUCGACCGCGUCCCCCACAGGCUUCAGAAGGUUCCUCAGGCAUUUGCGUUUUUGGCGUCGUGGGAGUACACGCGGAUCCGAUGAUGCAGCAGAAGUUUCCAGGAGGACUCGGGUUCCGCUGCAUACCCGUCUGCUUCAGCAUUUGCGGCGGGUUGGAAGAUUUUUCCGACAUGGCAUUCCAGCGGCAGCUGGCAGAUUUUUCAGGCGAGUUUGGCCGGAGCGUCCACAACCCGUUUUCACUGAAGGUGAUCCUCCGGAUCUCGAGACGAAUUCCUUGUAUUAUCGUGACAAGGUUCCAGGAGAGGUGAUAAUCCGGGAGGUUCUUGGCAAGGUGGCGGGGUUCGGACCAACGUCCGGGCAUGGUGUGUUUGCCGCAUAUGAAAACGCAUUCUCGGAAAUGCUGUGGGCGGAAGGUGGGGCUGUCACAGUGAUUUCUGAAUUGGGCCGGCCCGGGAGACAGCUCGUCAGGGGUAACCUAAUCAACAUUGUUGAUGGAGGAUUGCUGUUUCAAGCGACAGACCAAGCGACAGGAGAACCGAUGACUGUACUGGUUGGCAGUACUUGGAACAAACCGUCUGGGAAGGACUUAGAUAAGCUGCGGCACCAAGCACUAGCUAUUGGGUUGUUUCAAAAGGUGAAGAACCCAUAUCUAGCUAACAGGUAUCUAAGAUUUCUGGCCCCGUUCGAUUUGGUGACGAUCCCGGGGAAGCCAUUAGUUCAGAAAGCUAAGUCACAUAAUGAGGUUGGCUGGGUCAUAAAUCUGUUGUUACUGCUUCCUGCAAUUGAGAUCGAUAUGGGAAGGUUUGUCGAGGAGCUGUACGAGCUUCCAACAGAGGACCGCCCCCUAGCUGAUGCCGCUCGAUUGUAUCUUACUGUUCAGGCGGUGAGGCUGGUAGCUCACCUCCAAGACGAAGGAGUGGUGCACGGGAAGAUAUUGCCUGAUUCGUUUUGUUUGAAGCGUGAGGGGGGCCUGUACUUGCGUGACUUUGGCUCUCUGGUGAGAGCGGGCACAAAAGUGGUGGCUGAAAAUGCUCAAGGCUUUUCGCCGCCGGAAGUUCGUGGAUCCCGCGGAGGACUUCUUUUUGGUCCACGCAAGACCCAGAUGACACACGGAAUGGAUGCGUGGGGGUUGGGAGCGACUAUAUUUUUUAUUUGGUGCUUUAAAGCUCCAACUACAGGACCUGAAGAGGAAUACUCCAUCGAAUUCUUGUUCUCAUUGUGCCGGCGGGCACCAGAGAACGUGAAACUCCUGGUUUACAAGUUGAUUAACCCUUCUGUCGAGGCCCGCCUGCUCGCCUUGCAAGCGACGGAGACUCCGGAAUACAGGGAGAUGGAAGAACAGCUGUCCGCUGCUUCGCGCCUGUACUCAGGUGAUGGGACGUUGACAGGGGGAGACGAUGACAUGCCACCACCGGAAACGUGAAGGGGCAGAAGGUGGGGAUGGAGCGGAGAGGACUCUGGAUUAGGACGUUUGAAGGGAGGCCGUCCUGGCGCCUGAAUUUGCUGAGGUUUCAUGUGACGAAACAAUCGUGUUUUUGUGGAUCAUUUUGGUCACAUCGUUCAAAUGUGUUUUGUGGACGAAGCGGGGGUGCAGGUGGUAGAAGUGGUAGAGAGACGUGAAGAGAGAAGAGAGGUGCUUCUUUGCAGAAGUCGUGUAGUGGUGUGAUGAGCCGCUGCGCCCGCUGUAUCGCGUCGUCGACGCGGCGGGCAAAGAUGAAGCUGAAGGACGAUUUCUCUGUCCCCUACGUCCCCAUAGUGCAUCACCCCCAGGUAUUUUUCGUUUGUUUGUGUCUAUAGUUUGCAGUUUUGGUAGCUACCAUGCAUGUGGAGGUUGUAGAGUAUGAAACAUCCAUGGUUUUCCGGCGAGUCACACCUUUACACUGACAGUUGCUUCUGGGGAAGCCUAAGACAAUUGCCAUCUCUUGGCCAGCGACGGAAGUGUCAGCAAGGCAAAACCUAAGUGAGACCCCUGUUGUCCUCUUUGAGGCAGCUGUGCGUCUGUUGAACCCGCCAGGUGUCUCGGUAUCUCCGUGAAAAUGGAGAACUCGACUCGCGAGAGCAGCUCCGGUGGAAGUG